AUGAAUUUCGACCAGAUCCUCUCUGCCAUCGGGGGAUUCGGCAAAUACCAGAAGAUUUUGUACGUAUGGAUUUGUUUACCCCAGGUCCUGCUCGCCUUCCAUAUGAUGGUGAGUAUCUUUACCGGAGCCACGCCGCCGCACCACUGCCGAGAGAGCUCGAGCUCAGCAACAGGGAAUCACUCCUCCUUCCCGGGUACAUUGAGCCUGAACUUCAGCCUCUCGGACUCCUCAUGCUUCUCCUCGGGCGUCCCGCUGCAGGGAAACCGCACUGAGCGCGUCCCAUGUGGCACCGGAUGGGUGUACAGCAUGGAGACUUUCCAGAGUACCACAGUCACCGAGUGGGACCUGGUGUGCGACAAAGCGGGACUGAACAGUGUCGGUUCAUCUAUCUACAUGUUCGGCCUGUUGGUGGGAUCUGUGGUGUUUGGAGCCAUGGCUGACAGGUACGGCCGACGUUUUGUGCUGCUGCUAUCCAUUGCUCUUCAGACUGUGUUUGGAGUCGCCGUGGCCUUUGCGCCCAACUUUCCCGUCUACGUGAUUCUUCGCUUCAUAGUUGGUGCCACAAUAUCUGGAGUGAUCAUCAAUGCCUUUGUACUGGGCACUGAGUGGACAUGCACCAAAAGGCGCAUGCUGGCUGGUAUCACCACCGACUACGCCUUUGGCCUGGGGUACAUGCUGCUAGCAGGCAUAGCGUAUCUGAUACGAGACUGGAGGAAGUUACAACUGGCUAUAUCAGCACCGGGCUUCCUGCUUAUCUUCUAUAUAUGGGUAGUUCCUCAGUCUGCCAGGUGGUUGUUGGCCAAUGACAGGAAGGAGGAAGCCAUCGCACUUCUCCGCAAGGCAGCGCUUGUUAACGGACGGGUCUUACCUCCCGCUGUACAGGUUGAGAAGUAUGAUUUCUUCAAUGGAGGGAAGCAAAAAUACUCAGCAGUGGAUCUUGUACGAACACCUCAGAUGAGAAAGAGGGCCAUCAUCUUGUUCUUUAUCUGGUUCGUGAAUGUGCUGGUGUAUUACGGCCUCUCGCUGGGUGUGUCCAGGUUAGGGACAAACCUCUAUCUGACCCAGUUUGUGUUCGGGUUGGUGGAGAUCCCGGCUCGCUCUCUAGUCCUCAUCGUGCUACCUUGCAGUCGACGCUUUUCGCAAAGCGGCUUUCUUGCCAUUGGAGGACUGGCCUGUUUGCUCAUGCUUGCUGUCCCUGCUGAUUAUCCCAGCGUCCUGAGUGGGCUCGCCAUGGUCGGGAAGUUUGGUAUAACAGCGUCUUUUGCUGUAAUAUAUGUGUACACUGCUGAGAUAUUCCCUACUGUACUACGGCAAACAGGAAUAGGGGUAUCCAGUAUGUUUGCGAGGAUGGGCGGUGUGUUGGCCCCCAUUAUCAACAUGCUUCAUAACCACAGCCCCACUAUACCUCUGGUCAUCUUCGGUACCUCCCCACUGCUGGGUGCUGUCUUGGCUCUGGCACUGCCCGAAACUGCCGGCAGACCUCUUCCUGACACAGUGGAGGACGCAGAGAACUGGGACAUGAGGUCACCAACCAACAAGGAGAACCCUGACAUGUGUGAGGAUGUUAAAGGAUCAGCCAGCAGCACAGAGGAACAGGAGCUACACCGCCUAGCAAGCCAGUGCUAACCACACAUACACACGGGCGGAAAACAUUCUGUUACUCAGACAUUAUACGACCUCGACAUAACAACCUCUAUGCAACUAUAUGAUUUUGAGCUCUAUGCAAAAAAAAAAGCCUAAAAACAACCCUAAUCCCCGACCAUACAAGCACAAACACCCCUGACACAUGCACAAAGCAGGCAUUCAUAUAUGCUGCCUGGGCAAAUCAACAGCCUCCUGUUUAACCUCUUUUAGAUGCAGGUAAACAUCCGUGUCAGUCAGGAAAAAACAGUCAUCGUUUACAAUCGUGUGCAUUUUCCACAAGUUUAACUUUAUUCCAGUUUUGAUGUUGAUUUGAUAUAUUUGACGUAUGUGGGGAGACCAUGUGAAUAGAUCCCCUUUGCAGACAAACAGGUUGCAUAUUUGUACAUAUUUAUAAACCAUCAACGCAGAGUGCAAAUUUCUAAGCCUUUGCCGAUUUGAAGAGUCAGAUUGGACAAGACUUUAUCACAUAACUUUAAAGCAACAUUGCCACCUACUCUCUAUUUCAGUACACACAUCAUGCUGAGCAGCAAGUUUUAGAACUUCAUAUUUUUCAGGACUUGAAGGAUUUAUUACAUUUUGUUCAUUUCAUAAAAGCACAUAUUUUACAAUAUUUUUGUAUAAAAGUGGACUGUGGCUGUAGACUGUGAAAUGUCUUUGUUGUAUCAUAAUGCUGUAUGGAAAAAGC
This is a messenger RNA of Scomber japonicus (chub mackerel), 2329 nucleotides long. RefSeq names its product solute carrier family 22 member 6-B. Gene Ontology annotation, molecular function: transmembrane transporter activity. Bases 1 to 1626 code for a protein of 541 amino acids. Gene Ontology annotation, cellular component: membrane. The record is from RefSeq and is a predicted model, not a curated record. Lineage: Eukaryota; Metazoa; Chordata; Actinopteri; Scombriformes; Scombridae. The transcript is spliced from 10 exons. Gene Ontology annotation, biological process: transmembrane transport.